ACUCAAGGGCAUGGAUGUAAUUUGAGCCCCUGCUAAUUUAUUCUUAUUUGCUCUGAAACGGUUACCUCUCCCUCUCCUCUCUCUUUUCUCUCUCUCUCUCUGAUAAGACAUUAACACACACAAUCGAUCUGCAGUUGUAGCAUACUCGAAUUCCUAUUUCCUCCAAGGUUUUUCUUGUGCACUGGUGGUUGGGAGAAUAUGUCAGGCACUGAGGAAAUCAAAGAGCAAUCGGAAGUUGUUAUGGAGGAUGCUGAGAAGGCCAUGCCAUCACCGCAGCAGGAAGAGGAAUCUGCAAAGAAUAAAUAUGGUGGGUUAAUGCCCAAGAAGCAACCAUUGAUUUCUAAGGAUCACGAACGUGCCUAUUUUGACUCUGCUGAUUGGGCUUUGGGAAAGCAAGGUGGACAGAAGCCUAAAGGACCACUGGAGGCUCUCCGGCCCAAGCUACAGCCAACUCAACAGCAAACACGCUAUCGCAAGUCUCCUUGUGCGCCAUCGGAAGGUGAAGAUGGAAGCACUGCCCAAGGCGAAGAUGCGGCAAACAACGAAUAAGAAGCUCCGAUCCUGGGAAAGUCGUCCGACAUCGCCUGCAUUGUUGAUAUUGAAGUUUCGCCUAAAUAAAAGACGUGCAAAGAGGAUGUUUUAGUGCCUCGAUAAGGGAAGAUGCACCCAUUGAGAGGUCUUCCAGAGCUUAUUCCUGUUGUAGAUAAGUUUGAGAUUUCACAUAUUUUCAGACUAUGAAUUUGGAAAGACAAAAUCUUUUAAACGUUCCUACUCUUGAUCUUUUCA
This is a messenger RNA of Salvia miltiorrhiza (redroot sage), 786 nucleotides long. RefSeq lists its product as uncharacterized. The coding region runs from base 199 to 549 and encodes 116 amino acids. Gene Ontology annotation, cellular component: cytoplasm. Gene Ontology annotation, molecular function: protein phosphatase inhibitor activity. Lineage: Eukaryota; Viridiplantae; Streptophyta; Magnoliopsida; Lamiales; Lamiaceae. The record is from RefSeq and is a predicted model, not a curated record. The transcript is spliced from 7 exons.